AUGGAGCUCGCCUCCUUGCUGCCCGAGGUGCUGCCCGUCAUGGCCAGCACUCUUGACGAAGCCCCAGAUGGGCUGGUGGCCCCCGAACUUUUGUCCAUGUAUGGCUCAAUCUUGACAGAUGAGGGACCGGAGUUGUGUCGGCCCUACUUGUUGCCGCUCUUUCCACACAUUCUCAACUACCUCGGCCGCGAUAGCGUCGGGACAAGCGUCUCUCUUCUCCUGUACCUCAGCUUGGGCGGCGUCCUUCUGCCCUCUUUACAGCAAGCACCGCCCCGAGCGCGCGUCGUGGCGGCAGCACUAGACAUGGAGAUUCCAUCUGCCCUAGAAGGUCGACCCUACUGGCGCCAUCUCGUGCCUGCCAUUGUUGACAACGAGCCGGGCCGACAGCUGCUGCUAAAACUUCUCUUGGUACUCCGCGCGGCGAUCAAUGGCGUGGAAUAUCAAGAGCGUCGCUGGGGCCCACUGCCCGGUGCCUCGGCCGUUCGUCAAGUGGCUUCAACGCAGCCCGAUCUCAUCCCACUGUUGAGCGAGCACGGUCUACCCGAGAUGUUGAUCACGGUGUUACAGCGGGGCGACUCGGACUGGGCCAUUGAUGCCCAGAGCUUCUCAAUGUUUUACUUUGCACGCGCCCGCCACGAAGCGGCUGUGGCGCUGAAACACUUUGUACAAGCCGGUAUUGAGUUGCAUACUGAGCGUCUCUUGGAUGCCUGCCUUGCUAACAUAGACCGCAACGACAGUGUCAGCACCACUGUUACGCUGGAGCUGUUGUUUUACAUCUCUCAGCGACUGAAGGAUGGCAAAGCACGGCAGGCCGAGUCAGCAGCGCAAUAAGAACGGAAAGCCGUUUGGUAGCCCCGGCGCUGCUCAUGCCAGCUUUUGUGGGCCGAGCCCACCCAAGGUAACCCAAUCAUGUGCUGAUUGGUUUCUCAAUGUCAAACUUGCCUGUGCAGAACCCUCUCCAUAUUCUUUGCUGUUGUUGUGAACUUAACGAUGUCAAUUUAGCCAAUGAGCAUC
Messenger RNA from Monosiga brevicollis MX1, 1014 nucleotides. RefSeq lists its product as uncharacterized. The transcript has 8 exons. The record is from RefSeq and is a predicted model, not a curated record. NCBI's taxonomy places the organism in Eukaryota, Choanoflagellata, Craspedida, Salpingoecidae. The coding region runs from base 1 to 831 and encodes 276 amino acids.